GAGAUUGCGUCACUUCCUGGUUCUGCAUCUGACGUGUCUAAAACAGUUUUGCUCUGGUGGUGGGAUCGCACUCGUGGGGGAUUUAUCAGCUAUUGGACUAAUAUCUAAAACGUCGUGGCAAGAUGCUAGAUUUCUUCACCAUCUUCAGCAAAGGGGGGAUAGUGUUGUGGUGUUUUCAGGGAGCCGGGGUCACUGAAUCCUUCACCGGCCCUGUCAACGCUCUGAUCCGCUCCGUAAUCCUCCAGGAGCGAAGUGGGAACAAUUCAUACACUCAUGACAAACUGAGGCUGAAAUACAAACUCGACAAUGAGUUUGAGUUGAUUUUUGUGGUGGGUUUUCAAAAUAUCCUGACGCUGACAUAUGUGGACAAGUUCAUAGAUGACGUUCAGCUCCACUUCAGGGAUCGUUAUAAGAAUGAGCUGGAGCAAAGGGGAGCUCUGAAGCUAUUAAAUAACAACUUUGAAUUUGAGGAAAACUUCAAGAUGCUUCUCAGAGAGGCGGAGGAGAGCAGCAGAGUUAAAGGCCCCACCAACAUGCGGUCCUUUAAGGAGUCUGAGAAAUCCCAAAAAACUGUGAAGUCAAUGAUUGAGACCAAGGGUGGGGAAAAAAUCAAGGAGCAGGGUGGCAAGAAAAAUAAAAAUACCAAAAAGGAGGCUCCUGCAGCUGAGCCUGUCAAAAUGGAUCAAGGCAAGGCCUCAUCCUCUGGGCAGAAGGUGGUCGAGAACGGUAACCAGGGCUUGACUCCCGAGGAGAUCAUGCUGAAGAAGAGAGAGGAAUUCUUUCGCAAGCGCACAGUGGUACCUGUUGAAAAAGCCACUAAGUCCCCAAAGCCUCAGAAGCCUAAGGAGAAACAGAGGCGUGUUUGGGACAUGGGUGGUAGCAGCACCAAGGACCUGGACUACAGCAACAAUGAUGGAGGCAGUUCCCAAAAUGGUGACAAACAGAAUGAGGAAGCACAAAUUGAUCUGGGGAUGCAGCUGAGCUCCAUGAAGGGAGACCUGCUGUCUGUGGAGUGUGAGUCCAGUGAUGAAGAGGAGAUGGAGGAGGAGGAGGAGGAGGAGAGAGUGGUUGUCAGUGAAACAAGCAAGGCAAGCUCUAAAAAAGCUGGCGGUUUUGGGGGCAUGUUUGGGAUGCUGAAGGGCCUGGUGGGCUCCAAGAGCCUGACUCGGGAUGACAUGGAGUCAGUACUGGACAAGAUGAAGGACCACCUCAUUGCAAAGAAUGUAGCAGCCGACAUCGCCUCCCAGCUCUGUGACUCUGUAGCCAAAAAACUGGAAGGCAAAGUCAUGGGCACAUUCACCACUGUGGCCUCAACUGUAAAGCAGGCCCUGCAAGACUCACUGGUGCAGAUCCUGCAGCCCAAGCGCAGGGUGGAUAUUCUGAGAGAUGUCAUGGAGGCGCAGAGCCAGCGGAGGCCUUUUGUCAUCACAUUUUGUGGUGUCAAUGGGGUUGGAAAGUCCACCAACCUGGCCAAGAUCUCUUUUUGGCUGAUAGAGAACGGUUUCACUGUGCUGAUCGCAGCCUGUGACACGUUCCGUGCUGGAGCAGUGGAGCAGCUCCGCACUCAUCAGCGCCGCCUGAACUCUCUGCAUCCUCCAGAGCAGCACGGGGGGCGUCCGGUAGUCCAGCUCUAUGAGAAGGGCUACGGCAAGGACGCUGCUGGAAUCGCCAUGGAGGCCAUUGCCUAUGCCCGCAACCAGGCCUUUGACGUGGUGCUGGUGGACACUGCUGGGCGUAUGCAGGACAACGCCCCCCUAAUGACAGCCCUGGCCAAACUUAUCGCGGUCAACAUGCCCGACCUGGUACUGUUUGUUGGAGAGGCUCUGGUUGGCAAUGAGGCAGUUGACCAGCUGGUAAAGUUCAAUCAGGCUCUGGCAGACCACUCCAUGUCUGACAAGCCUCGCCUCAUUGAUGGAAUCGUUCUCACUAAGUUUGACACCAUCGACGACAAGGUUGGUGCUGCCAUCUCGAUGACCUACAUUACAGGCCAGCCCAUUGUGUUUGUGGGCACAGGGCAGACCUACAACGACCUGCGCAGCCUCAACGCCCGCGCCGUGGUCAGCGCCCUGAUGAAGGCCUAAGCGGCUGCAUGUUCUGCUGUUUAUUCAUCGUCGCAACAAAGCCAACAAUGCGUUUUUGCCACGCUGCCGUGAGAUGUCCCAGCCCCGCUAACCUGCGUUUCACAUCCUCCUGUCGUUGCCCACUCUACUUUGCAUCAAACAAAGAACUGGUGUCACGCACAGGACUUUAUUCUUCCAGUAAAGGACAAGUGUGCACUUUGAAAGACAGAACAUUUUGCAGCAAAGCCAGAGGGGCCUCCCUUUGAAUCAUGUCUAAACUUUUGGGCCUACAUUGAAACGUACCUCAGACCAGCCAGAGUUUUGAAACAAUAAGUCCCAUCCCAAUGACAUUUUAGCUGACUAAAUGGACCUAGGCUGUAAAUGUCAUCAGCUUACUGGUUUACACAGUAAAGACUUAAAAAAAAAACCUCCCUACCUGGCAUUUUGUCAGUCAGUUUUCCCCUCUUCAUGUAAAUGAGGUCAGGUCGUGAAGGCUUGCUGGAUGUGACAUUUCAGCAGCUGCCUGUGCCUGAGGAAAGCUUAGUGACCAUAGUGCCUAUCUGUCUCCUGUCUUCUUAGUUAACCCUUUCACUACACAGGUGGUUACCAGUCAAGAGUGCCAUGGCAGUUCAGGUCAGAAAGAGUCUGAAUCUGUUUACAACAUACAGUCAAAAACUGGGCAUAAUUAUUAGCACUUACGAAGUUAGUAAACUCCCCUGUCAAAAAUGGUACACCAUUCCUGGAGUGAUUGCUGUGAAUAUCCCAGAGCUCUUUGCCAACCCAACACACAGUUAACACAUUUGUUAUAACAUGGAGACUUUGAUUCCUCAGUUUAUCUUCAAAGAAAAGUGGAAAGAUAUUUUGUAAAUUAAUGUUUUAGUUCCUACAGGCUUUCCUUAUAUUUUCAGGUCGGUUAAGCUCUACGGGCCUUUUUAUUUAUGUUGUGUCUCCCCCCCCCCCGAUACACUCCUCAUUUGGAAGAGGAAAUAUGUCUUAAAUAUAUCUAGCCCCCUUUAAUUUGUGGUAGUGCAAUAUGAGAGAAUCAAAAGUUAUAAAGAUGAUUUGAGCUAAUUUAUGAGAAUGUAAACAUUUCUAAAUAAAGCUGCUAUAUGCUAUGACA
This is a messenger RNA of Epinephelus lanceolatus (giant grouper), 3180 nucleotides long. RefSeq names its product SRP receptor subunit alpha (gene srpra). Gene Ontology annotation, cellular component: signal recognition particle receptor complex; endoplasmic reticulum membrane. NCBI's taxonomy places the organism in Eukaryota, Metazoa, Chordata, Actinopteri, Perciformes, Serranidae. Gene Ontology annotation, biological process: SRP-dependent cotranslational protein targeting to membrane; intracellular protein transport. The record is from RefSeq and is a predicted model, not a curated record. Gene Ontology annotation, molecular function: GTPase activity; signal recognition particle binding; GTP binding.